AUGGCUCGUGUGUGUCAGGGGAGUGUGUCUUUGUUGCACUCCUACAGCGAAAUUGAUUUAAAUUGUUUCGCCUUUCAAGAAAUUGAAAAAGAGAGGAAGACGGACGAUAGGAGCGAUGACGUCGAUGAUGACGUCAACAACAGUGACGACAACAUCGACGACGACAACUAUUAUGAUUACAAUGACGUCGACCAUGAUGGAGCUGGCGGUGAUUCUAACGAUCCUGAUGACGAUUUUGUUUUUAUGAAAGUUCCAUUAAGCGAUCGUACGUGCAAUUCAAAGAGAAAACAUGUUGUUAAAGUCUCUUACAAUCAGUUGCUUCAAGUUUUUGUUCUGCAACCCUCACAACUGCAACAAGAGCAACAAGAAGUGCGUCAAAAAAAUUUUUUUAAGCGACAAAAUGAACAACGAUACAGAAGACAGAACCAGCACCUGAAGAAACAUCGACACCAGAAAGAUUAUUCCUCCUCCAGCUAUAACAUGAAACGCGAUUCGAAGAAAAGUAAUUCAACUAGUAAUUAUCUCCCACUUCCCAACAAUCUGCGCGGCAUCAACAUUAUUACAAACUCUAAAAAUAACAUGAAAAGAGUUCAAGCCGAUAAAAAUCAUGAAAAUAUAAUGCCAGUUAAUGACGUUAAUGAACCGGGUAGUUACGAGGGAGAUGAUGAAUUUAUUUCAAAGAACUACAAACACCGGGUGAAUGAUCUUCUUGUAAAGCAUGAAGCAUUGUUCAUCGGAGUUUUCACUCAGGCGCAUCAACUGCCGCUUCAUCAUCCACAAGAAGAAACAACCGCUACUUCCAUAAGUGCAAACCAUCUUGACAAACGUAAUUCAAAGCGCAAAAACAAUGAUGAUGACGACAACGAUGAGGAAAAUAAUUAUGAAGAUGUAGUUGACGAAGGUGAAAGCGAGGACGACGACGAAAAUGAUGAAGAUGCGCACAUUGGAAAGGCUGGUGAUGCGCCUAUAAACCACCGGUCCAAUGACCUAACCGGCCAUUUCACUACUUACACUGAUUACAACAAUGACGAUAACCCUGGCACGAGCCAUUCAAACAAGACGAGUUUUAAAAAUAUUAGACACGCAUACCGACCUCGCAACACUGCCAUUGCCAUCAUCUCAAUGGCUCAGAUGAAUCAAUUUUUUUCCUCCUCCAUACAACGCUGUUUCAAAGGUGAAGGUAGCACGGGGCCCGACCAUUACGUACAUCCAAACGCCUGCUUCAACACGAUGAAGCAUGCAAACACUCGGUCAGGUCAGAACAUAAACACGCACUUCAAACAAACUUCGGCCCAAAGUGAUAGCACAACCACAGCUCAGAGUAGUUCAGAGUUAUACCACAACUGGAUGAAAAUAAACAACAGCCUAACAGACUGCGGAGAAAAUUGCUAA
Molecule: messenger RNA, 1392 nt
Organism: Helobdella robusta
Lineage: Eukaryota; Metazoa; Annelida; Clitellata; Rhynchobdellida; Glossiphoniidae
Exons: 3
Coding region: 1-1392 (463 amino acids)
Source: RefSeq, a predicted model, not a curated record